AUGCUCAGUGCCAAGUCAGCUUUGCGCAAUUCUGCGAACCCGCUGCGCCAAUUUGUGCGCAUGAACUCCAACAAAGUUCAGGGCCAAGUCAUUGGUAUCGAUUUGGGUACCACGAACUCUGCGGUGGCAAUCAUGGAGGGCAAAGUGCCCAAGAUCAUUGAGAACGCCGAAGGUGCCAGAACCACACCCUCUGUGGUCGCUUUCACCAAGGACGGCGAACGUUUGGUCGGAAUUCCAGCCAAGCGUCAGGCCGUUGUCAACCCCGAGAACACUUUGUUCGCCACCAAGCGUUUGAUCGGCCGUCGUUUUGAAGACAUCGAAGUCCAGAGAGACAUCAAGCAAGUGCCAUACAAGAUCGUCAAGCACUCUAACGGUGACGCAUGGCUCGAGGCCAGAGGCCAGACCUACUCGCCUUCCCAGAUUGGUGGUUUCGUGCUUAACAAGAUGAAGGAAACUGCCGAGGCCUACCUCGGAAAGAACGUCAAGAACGCUGUCGUCACUGUCCCAGCCUACUUCAACGAUUCCCAGAGACAAGCCACUAAAGACGCCGGUCAAAUUGUCGGUUUGAACGUGCUACGUGUUGUCAACGAACCUACCGCCGCCGCCUUGGCUUACGGUUUGGAGAAGUCCGACACCAAGGUUGUCGCCGUCUUCGACUUGGGUGGUGGUACUUUUGAUAUCUCUAUCUUGGAUAUUGACAACGGUGUUUUCGAAGUCAAGUCCACCAACGGUGACACCCACUUGGGUGGUGAAGAUUUCGAUAUCCUCAUGCUAAGAGAAAUUGUUGCCAACUUCAAGAAGGAGACUGGUAUCAACUUGGAAAAUGACCGCAUGGCCAUUCAAAGAAUCAGAGAAGCCGCUGAAAAGGCUAAGAUUGAAUUGUCCUCUACUGUUUCCACCGAGGUCAACUUGCCUUUCAUUACUGCCGACGCUUCUGGUCCUAAGCACAUCAACAUGAAAUUCACCAGAGCCCAAUUCGAAUCUUUGACCGAACCUUUGAUCAAGAGAACUGUCGACCCUGUCAAGAAAGCUUUGAAGGACGCCGCUUUGAGCACCUCCGAUGUUUCCGACGUUCUACUUGUCGGUGGUAUGUCCAGAAUGCCAAAGGUUGUCGAGACCGUCAAAUCCCUUUUCGGUAAGGAGCCUUCCAAGGCUGUCAACCCUGAUGAAGCCGUUGCCAUUGGUGCUGCCAUUCAAGGUGCCGUUUUGGCCGGUGAAGUCACAGAUGUCUUGUUGCUAGAUGUGACUCCACUAUCUUUGGGUAUUGAGACUUUGGGUGGUGUUUUCACCAGAUUGAUCCCAAGAAACACUACUAUUCCAACCAAGAAAUCUCAAAUCUUCUCCACCGCUGCUGCUGGUCAAACCUCGGUCGAAAUCAGAGUGUUCCAAGGUGAAAGAGAAUUGGUCAGAGACAACAAAUUGAUUGGUAACUUCACUUUAUCUGGUAUUCCUCCAGCUCCAAAGGGUGUUCCACAAAUCGAAGUUUCUUUCGACCUAGAUGCUGAUGGAAUUAUCAACGUCUCUGCCAGAGACAAGGCUUCUAACAAGGAUGCUUCCAUCACCGUUGCUGGUUCUUCUGGUCUAUCUGACUCCGAAAUUGAGCAAAUGGUUAACGACGCCGAGAAAUACAGAGAGCAAGACGAAGUCAAGAAGAAGUCUAUCGAAACCGCCAACAAGGCCGAUCAACUCGCCAACGACACCGAGUCCUCUUUGAAGGAAUUCGAAGCCAAGAUCGACAAGGCUGAAGCACAAAAGGUCCAGGACCAGAUCACUUCUCUAAGAGAAAUCGUCGCCAGAGUGCAAGCCGGCGAGGAAGUCGAUGCCGAGAGUUUGAAGACCAAGACCGAAGAAUUACAAACCGCCUCCAUGAAGCUGUUCGAACAAAUGUACAAGAACGAUGCUUCCAACAACAGCGGUAACACUGAGGGCGGUGAGCCUAAGCAAUAA
Lachancea nothofagi CBS 11611 is the source of this 1947-nucleotide messenger RNA. Lineage: Eukaryota; Fungi; Ascomycota; Saccharomycetes; Saccharomycetales; Saccharomycetaceae. The record is from the annotation of a GenBank genome assembly.